Messenger RNA from Notodromas monacha, 937 nucleotides. The record is from the annotation of a GenBank genome assembly. NCBI's taxonomy places the organism in Eukaryota, Metazoa, Arthropoda, Ostracoda, Podocopida, Cyprididae.
AUGACGGAGUUGUACACUGCAAUGAGGGUGUACUUUGCAAAGCUGGCAGAGGUUUUCAAGUGUCCGGUUUUUGCAUUGGGCGCUUCUCCUCCAGGGAAGUGGGAAGGAGGCAGGACAAAAUUUUUGCGGGAUCGGUAUGGGAAUCCGGUGUUUCCUUUGAUGGAGGAAGAUGGAUCUGCCGUGUCAAUGGAGUCCAGAUUGGAAGCGGCAAAUAUGUGUCAGAGGGUGUUGGCAAAAAUGUUGGAAAAUGAUGUUGGUGGCGUUAUCGGAAAGCAUAUACGUGCCCUGGAUGUGGCGAUUUUGUUUGCUGUGACAAUAACGGCGGGUGAUCCUUUGAAGGAGACUUUGUUGUGUCCUGGACAAGGACCCAUGUGGAAGGAUGAUGGGACGGCGGUGGAGGGCAAGCCGCCAAAUUCAAACCACAGGCAUUUUGUUUGUCAAAGUUAUCGUCCAUGUGAGUUGCUGUUGGAUGGUGGGUAUGACAAGACCUUUGCUACAGAUUCGGUGGUCUCCAUUACUCGCCAGCGUGGGAAGGAUGGUCAAUUUGUUCCAGGAGAUGUGGUGAUAGUGAAGGCAACGGGUGUGGAAAAGGUGGUGGCUGAUGUGCACCAGAAGUCAUACUGGGUCGUUGGACUUGGUGGUCGACAGUUGGUGUUGGACAACAAAGUUCGGGAUGCAAAAAGGGUGGUGUAGGAGUUGUCCGUUUGGUUGAUGAUCUUGGUUGUAAUGCGUAUUGCGGGUAUCUGAUGUGUGAAGAUUGGGAUAGGAGGUUGGGGGCGGUCGUUGGCAUUUUGUUUGUUGAAAGGUUGGAGGGGGGAUGUACGGGGUCGGUGAUUAAUACUUUGUUGACGCAUUGAAAUGAUGAGUUUUGGUACUUUGCAAUACGGGUGUUUGUUCAUUUUGUUUAUGGUUGGCAAAGAGAAUCAUUUGAAGCAUU